Molecule: messenger RNA, 351 nt
Organism: Laccaria bicolor S238N-H82
Lineage: Eukaryota; Fungi; Basidiomycota; Agaricomycetes; Agaricales; Hydnangiaceae
Exons: 2
Coding region: 1-351 (116 amino acids)
Source: RefSeq, a predicted model, not a curated record
AUGAAAAAACGUGACCCGCCACACAACACGUUGAAACACCUGUAUCGUGCGCACUCAUCCGCAUCACAUUACCGCCAAUGCUACCCGCCUCCAACGCCCUUGACAAGCUCAAGGUUUGCCAGCCACCUUAAACGCGACAUCCUCCAACCACAACCGAUCCCUCGAAAUAACUCAUCAAUUCUGCCCUCCGCCCAUCACAAUCUUGGAGCUUCUCUGGGAAUGUCUACCAAUGACAUUGAUGAUUGUUGGGAUCUAUUGCAAGAUUAUGUGUGGGAGAUACCUGGUAUUGCUGCUUACAUCAAGGGACUUUCAUUUGUUCAAACAAUCAGAUGGCCAUGUGGAUUGAGUUGA